GUUUUUUUAAGAUUUAUGCACACAAAAUGUAAAUGUUUGCUACGUGUAAGAAAAGAAUAUGUUGUGGUGCCUGUAAAUCUAUAAAUCCAAAAAUUACCUGUUCCAAAAUGAUAAGAAUAGCACUCCAGUGUCAAGCCUAAUUUCACCACUUCCAUCAGCAACUAAUUCUGCUCAAGGAUUCAAAGCUAUUCGUUUCUUCAGAAAUAAAUUUAUUGGUAUUUCAGGAUGAAAUAUUUUAAAAAAAAAACCCAGGAUGAAGAAUCCCUACUCCACAAUGAAAACGAGGUCGAAACGGAUCAAAUAAUCGAAGACAAACUAAACGAAUCGGUGGACCAACUUACGCAUAAAUCGUCUAAAAUCCGCACCAACGCCUUCAAAAAUCUUUCCAAAAUUUUAAUAGAAAACUACGAGCCAGAUUUCGUAAAGAGUCACAUCUUCACAAUGACCGACGUCAUCGAGAAGUCGUUGAAAAAGAAGAGCGGCGAAGCCGAAGCUAUUUUGGCCGCAGAUCUGGCCGCUCAUUUGUUUACCCAGUUGAGCCUUAGUGAAGAUCGUGAGGAAAUUUGCAAGAAGCUGUCACCAGUUUUGUGGACUGUUCUUAACGACAAAUAUUCUGAGACUGCCCUCAAAACUAAAUGUUGCAGUGUCUUGGGCUACAUAAACUUCUUAACAAACGCAGAAAUCGGCGACAUCAUACUACUAAUGCAGCAGCUGUCGUCCAUCUUCGUCAGUUGCGCCAAAAUGGAUGUGGCAGCGGCAAAAAGCGACGUGGCCGAAAGUCUUUGUGCAGCCGCACUCACCUCCUGGUCAUUAUUGUUCACUCUCAUGCCAACAGACAACAUAAGUCACUUGAUCAAGUCUAAAACGUUGACUAAUUUGGAACAAAUUUUCGAGCUGUUAGAAAUAGGAAGCUUGGAAGUGCGGCUGGCUGCUGGAGAAGCCUUGGCGAUCGUCUUCGAGAUGGGAAGGCUCGAGGACAGUGAUUUCCAGGAGGAACUUGCUUAUAUCGUUGCAGAAACUCUCCGUGAAUUUGGCAAGGAGUGCACCAAACAUAUGGGGAAGAAAGAUAAGAAGCAACAGCGUGCAGAGUUCAGAGAUAUUUUAAAGCUGGUGGAGGACAAUGAAGUUUCGGAAUUGUCCAUGAAAUUUGGAAAGGAGGAGUACGUGAUGGAUACGUUGGUCAAGCAGAAGAUGUACGGAGAGUUGUGCAAAGUUUUAGGUCCUGGAAUAACUAGUCAUUUGGCCGUGAAUGAGUUGAUUAGGGAGGUUUUGGAAAUUGCCGAUGUGGCUAAAGAAGAGAUUGUCAGUGAGGAGCAGCAACUGAUAGAGAAGUUGGAUAGAAAGUACAAGAACGCUGCCAGUUUUAAAGCCAGGACUAAAUCCAGAGCUAGUGAUAGAAAAAAUAAAAUGUCAGAAUUUUAAAUUAAUAUUUAUUUUGUUUGUUUGUCUAUUUUUAUUAAUUAUAAUUAUUUUAUAUGUUAGUUACUUGUAAUUUGAAUUGUUUAUUUUAAUAAAACGUUUCUAUUU
Messenger RNA from Aethina tumida (small hive beetle), 1527 nucleotides. Its product is annotated as interferon-related developmental regulator 2. The coding region runs from base 226 to 1422 and encodes 398 amino acids. NCBI's taxonomy places the organism in Eukaryota, Metazoa, Arthropoda, Insecta, Coleoptera, Nitidulidae. The record is from RefSeq and is a predicted model, not a curated record. The transcript has 4 exons.